CGCAAACAGAAAACAAGCAGAGAAAAAUUCUAUACUUUAUUCAAUUAAAUGUACCGCCCAAUUCUUAUAUAUAGCUCCCAAGUGGAUUGGUGGUCGUCCGGCCAAAGAUAAACCACCUCCCACCGCUGUUUCCUUUCUCUUCUUCUCACUUUGCUGUCCAUCUUCUCUGCGUUCUUUUGAUACCAACUAUUCUCCCCCCCUUCGUUCCUCAUCCCCUCUCUCUCAUUGGCCAGCCAAUGGACUCAGACUACUUAAAUCCCUCCCCAGAUACCCAACCGGAUUGGAUGAACAUGAGGAUCCAAAUGGAGAAAGUUGCUGAAUUCUUGGAGCUACCACCAAUAUCCACCGAGUUCGAUAUCACUACUGUUCCCUCCCCAGCAUUCAACAACUCUCCAACCAUCCCAACCUCUCCCAUGCUAUCUGGUCCCCAACUCACCAUACCUUUCGUUGGUACCACCACCACGCAAGACCAACCCAUUGCACCCACGUUCUUCGCCAGGCCCACACCGAACACCGACACUGGGCCAUGGGGCGCCGGUGAUACCUCCCCCAGUCCCAAGCCGUGCUCCGUGGCGGCGAUGCGGGAGAUGAUAUUCCGGAUAGCCGCUAUGCAGCCCAUCCACGUUGACCCAGAGGCGGUGAAGCCCCCCAGGCGGCGUAACGUUAAGAUCUCCAAGGACCCCCAGAGCGUGGCCGCGCGGCUCCGGCGAGAGCGGAUUAGCGAACGGAUCCGAAUACUGCAGCGGCUCGUCCCCGGUGGGACGAAGAUGGACACGGCUUCGAUGCUGGAUGAGGCGAUCCACUACGUCAAGUUUUUGAAGAGCCAGGUGCAGUCACUGCAGCGGGCAGCGGCCGGAAGGACCAUGGGGGUCGCUGCACCAUUCUCGGCCGUAGGAUUUUCAUCUAGUGGAAACCAGUCGGGCUUCGGAAUGGCGUACCAGCUGCCAGAUCAAAGGUUCAUAAAGUCUAGCUAUAUGAAUUCGAACCACAUAUGUUGAGAGUUGGAAUGCAGUACUAGGGAAUGGCACAGGUCUGGUCGGUUGUGAAGUACUGGUAUUUUAAGUGCUUCAACUUCACUGAUGGAAACUCAUCCCUUCUUUUGCGCUUCUUGUUCCCUGUACAGGACUUGUGAUUGGGGUGGUUGUCUGUAUUUUGUUUAUAUAUAUAUAAAGCUUAUUUCCUCUCCAAA
Molecule: messenger RNA, 1189 nt
Organism: Elaeis guineensis (African oil palm)
Lineage: Eukaryota; Viridiplantae; Streptophyta; Magnoliopsida; Arecales; Arecaceae
Biological process (GO): regulation of DNA-templated transcription
Molecular function (GO): protein dimerization activity; DNA-binding transcription factor activity
Source: RefSeq, a predicted model, not a curated record